UCUGCAACAAAAACUACCACGGGUCCUAGUUCGAGCUUGCUUGAGUCUGCUUCCGGUGGUACAAUUCUCGCCAUAACAACCGGCCGAGGUGAUGCGAGAUCGGAAGUAGGGAUGGCCGCGUUGAAUAUCCGAUGUCCACAUUUGAUUCUUUGUCAGAUCAGUGAUGCCCAGACAUAUAUCAACGCGUUAAGCAAAUUGUAUUUAUUCGAUCCAGUGGAAGUUUUGAUGCCAGACACGAUAUGCGAACGUACCACGGGGAAAAGCGCCCUUUACAAUUCCAUAAUGGAGAAAUUUCCUGAAGUAGAGCUAACGGCAAUAUCUCGUGUACACUUUAAUGACACAGUCGGACUGGAACGAAUCAAAUCACUUUGCAACCCCGAAUACUCCUCGGUGGAAUUAUUCGUUAAACAAAAAUAUUACGCAUUAGCCGCGGCUGCAGCACUAGUGAAAUACGUCGAAUACACUCAACGUGUUGUUUACACUCCAAAAUCGAUGAAAAUUGAGUUUCAAGGAUCACCGAACGCUACUAUGAUAGAUUUGGAAAGCGCUCAAAGCUUAGAGUUAGUCCAGUCGCAAUGUGGUCGACGAAAUAUCAGUUUAUUAGGUAGCCUGGAUCGUUGUUUAACCCCAAUGGGUAGGAAACUUUUACGCUCGAACAUCCUUCAACCCCCUUGUGAAGAAUGCGUGAUUCUCGAACGACAAGCCGCCGUUACCGAACUGGUGUCCAACUCUUCGUUACGUGCGCUAAUCCAGCCCAUCAUACGACGACUUUAUGGCGCUGAUAGACUUCUCGCCUUAUCGACGAUGCCAGUUAUGCACGAAAACAGCGUGCAAAAUGCAGAGCACAAUUUAAAUUACGUUUUGUUAUUGAAAAAUUUAUUAGACGUCAUACCCGAACUGGGGAAGAUAUUAUUAGCUGGUGAGAGUGAUCUCUUGCGCAGAAUUCAAAAGAAACUGGAAAGAGUCGAAUUUCGGUUAAUGCGAGAAAAGAUCGUCGAAACUAUACAUCCAGAUGCGAGAUCGGUAACUGGAUACACAUCUUCGAAUAUGCAACGUUGCUUUGCUAUCAAAGCUGGAAUUAGCGAUCUGUUGGAUGUCGCUCGACAAACCUAUUGCGAAUUAAUCGACGACAUGAAAACUAUGGUGGAAAAUUUGGCAUCCAAGCACAAAUUAACUUUGUCUCUAAACUGUAACGCUUCUCUGGGCUAUCAUAUUCAAGCGAUAUUGCCGCGAAAUUUAAAUACUGAAAACUUUGAUCUGCCAUCCGAAUUCAUAGAGGUACGGAAGAAUAAACGAACGUAUACGAUGACUACCAACGCGCUUGUAACAUUGAGUCAACAAUGUACAAUUGCAUGUGAGGAAUUGCAUUUAAUGAGUAACGUACUUCUCGGUAACUUGCUGCAAAAUAUUCGAGAAUACAUUGGUAGCAUGUUCCAAUUGAAUGCAGAUGUCGCAGAGCUGGACCUGAUAACAUCCAUUGCUCAAGUCAGUUCUCUUCAGACGUAUACGAGGCCGUUGUUUGGAUCCAAAUUGGAAUUAGUCGAAUCAAGACAUCCAAUAAUGGAUGUUUUUAGUCUGGAUGGUCCCAUACCUAACGACGUUAAUGCAUCGAUACCACGAAAUCUGUAUGUAAUUUCUGGACCUAAUAUGAGUGGCAAGUCGACUUAUCUUAAACAAAUUGUUUUGUUGCAUAUAAUGGCACAAAUUGGUUGUUUCGUACCAGCCAAGAAAGCGAUGUUUCGCAUUACAGACCUCAUAUUCUGUAAGAUAGCCAUCCGCGAUGAUAUCGAAUGCAACGCUUCCACGUUUGCUCUCGAAAUGAAAGAAGCUCAGUAUAUUUUACGUUGUGUCACGUCAAGAUCGCUCAUCAUUUUGGACGAGUUAUGUAAGGGUACAGCUAUCGAAGAAGGCGCUUCAAUCGCUUGGGCCAUAUGCGAAAAGCUUCUGAAUACAACUGCUUUUAUUUUUGCUGCGACUCAUUUUUCUUAUCUAACGAAAUUGGCAGAUCUAUACUAUAAUGUGACAAAUCUACAUUUUGAAACGACAAACGCUCGAGGACAGGAAACUGAUAAUUACUCCCACCGAUUAACCUAUACUCAUCGAUUAAAAUCCGGUGUGGCGGCAUAUUCUGACGAUUAUGGCAUCCUUCUAGCUGAAUUAUCUGGUUUGCCAAAGGCAGUUACGGAAAAGGCACGAAGAUAUGGUUCCGAACGAGUGGUUACGGAUCAAGUCACAGCGAAAUCGAACGUAUGGGGAAAAACAUGUUAUAGCAUUCUAGUUAGGUUGUACGAGCUUUUAGAGACUGAAAAGUUUCAUCAGGAGCAAGUGAUCUCAAUUAUCCGGCGCUUCGUAAAUCUUUGGAAACAUCAAGAUUACAAAGACAAGAUUACUGUACAAGAAGAAAAGAAAACGACAAAUGAAAAUGAAAUCAACACACAGAAAAGCAAUGAAAAGGAUAUCGACACACAGAAAAACAAUGAAAAUGAAUACGUAGAAGAUAUCGUAUCCAACAGAACGAAUAUCAUAUAUUCUGGAAAAAAUUGUAAUGAAACGGAACGACACGAUACCUAUGAAACUACAAUUUGUACAAAUACCAGGUCGAAAGAGAUUCCUCUUGUCUUAUCUAAUAGCGCAGGUACCGAUAUCUCAACGAAGGCACAUCAGAUACAAAGUGAAACUCUUAAUUUUGAGAAUGAUUCGUCCAGCAUGAAACAUAAUCAGUAUUACAUGUCAUCGAAUCACUCGUUCAAUUCGAUCGAUCCUACAUCUUCUUAUUUAGUACCAACUGAGAAUAUUUCGAACAAAUCUGAUAAAAUUUCGUUAUCGUCGGAUUAUGUAAAAUUUCAUAAACAGUUUCUGGAAGCCUGUGCUUCUACAGGUCCUAUUAUCGAUAAAACUAUUCCAUCUCCAUCGUUUAUUCCAUCGAACGAGUUAUCAUCGGUAUCGAUGUCAAUGAUCGAAAAAUCAACGUCACAAUUGUUCGAAUGUUGUCUCUCGGAUGAUGAUUUCGAACUACCCGAUGUUUCUUGCGCCUCGGUUCUUACAAAUUCAAGUCAAUUGACGAUUAACGGAACUUAAGUGGCUAGGUCCAAAGUUAUCGUUUAUCUUAUUUUCUUUGCUACACGUUAGAAGUGCAUUCGUAAUAUCAUAGUAAGCGAUGUUAUUAAUUUCAUUUUACUUUAUGUAUAGUCCCUUAUUUUUCUCUAGUUUUCUUUUAGAAAUAGCGCUAUAAAACGUAUUAGUCCAAUGUCAGCUCAAAUAUGACUAUAGACUAAAUGAUUAAAAGCACUAGGAUUCACACAUUUGUCUCAUUUUUUCCUUUACUCUUAUCCCAUUUUCUCACUCUUUAUAUUCGCAAAAUUAUUUGCUUUUACAUUCGAAACAUAGCCAUUCACUUUUUCUUCUUACCGUCAGGUUUAUUUCCCAUUUCUUCCUCUCUUUUAAGCUUCUUUAUUUAUUUACGUCCAUUUUUCCACCCUCUCACGCUUCCUUUUCCUCUUUCACCUUCUUCCUUCGCUACUCAAACCUUCCACAUCCUUUUGUAGCAUUCUUUUUUCUUUUCUUCUCCUCCAUUCCUUUUCCCACCUGUUUAUUCUUUCCUCUUACCGUCAAAUUAUUACAUAUCUAGUUGACAAAUGGAUAUUAAAUAGUAGUGUCACACUACCGGUGUGUAUGUAUUACUUGAGAUGUAUGUAACUUGAGAUAAAUUAUGCGAUAGAUACACAGAGGUAGAAACAUGGAACAUAAUCCUCAAACCUUUACAAACACAUAUUAUACAUACUUACUGAAUAUACAUACAUUAUUACUGAAAUAGCAUGCAAUUUCUCUCGACAUCGCUGUUUUUCCACUUUGAAUUUUAAAACCAUAUUUUAUUCUUACUAUUAUUUAAUACACGAAUAUAUUUUAAACGAAUACAAAGAAGUCAGCAUGGUAAUUAACGUCAUGAUAUCACGAGUACUUUCUCAUUUGCAUCUACAACGAUUCCAUAGACACACGCAGGCAAGGAUGUGAAAGACGAGAUAAAUAACUACCAUCGACAGCA
Messenger RNA from Bombus pascuorum, 4042 nucleotides. Its product is annotated as mutS protein homolog 4-like. Gene Ontology annotation, molecular function: ATP binding; mismatched DNA binding; ATP-dependent DNA damage sensor activity. The record is from RefSeq and is a predicted model, not a curated record. NCBI's taxonomy places the organism in Eukaryota, Metazoa, Arthropoda, Insecta, Hymenoptera, Apidae. The transcript has 14 exons. Gene Ontology annotation, biological process: mismatch repair; reciprocal meiotic recombination. The coding region runs from base 112 to 3078 and encodes 988 amino acids. Gene Ontology annotation, cellular component: nucleus.